CUGAGCUAUCCGGGCUUCGAGAGCGCGUGCUUCUGCGUUUCUAUAUAUAGAUAACCUCCGACUUCCAAGUUUCUGUUUUAGUGCAUGAACUGUGAGGAGUUGGUGCUUCCUGAGCAGACAUGUUUCACAGCGCCUGUGUUAGGUUUAAUUUGAUGUGUCCUUUUGGACAUUUACUGAGAUCUACGGCUUUUAGGAAUACAGCGCUGGAGAGGAAAAUCACAACAUGCACUUUGCGGUGGUUAAACCGACCCACGCCGCUGCGGCCUUCACAUCCUCGGUGUGUCCUAGCGGAGCUUCCCGCACACAGCGCGUCUCACUGGGGCAGAAGAGCGAGGUGGUGCCGCUGGACGAGCUCAAGUCAGUCAGGGUUCAUUUCAAAGGUUCCACAGUUUCCCACAUGGGAGCCAGUAGCUGAGAGGCAACUUCCACCUCCUACUAAAAUCUCUCUAGACCUCGUGGAUAAGUUGGAGAGACUCGCUCUUGUAGACUUCGGCAGCCGGGAAGGUGUGGAGUGUCUGGAGAAAGCAAUUCGGUUUGCUGAUCAGCUCCAUGUUGUCGAUACGGAAGGUGUGGAACCAAUGGAUUCUGUGCUGGAGGACAGAGCUCUGUAUCUGAGAGAGGACACAGUGACGGAGGGAAACUGCGCAGAGGAACUUCUUCGGCUCUCCAAAAGCAUAGAGGAGGAAUAUUUUGUAGCACCUCCAGGAAACAUCCCUCUUCCAAAGAGAGAGGAGCGAACUGCCAUGCUGAAGCACUCAGAGCUCUGAGAUUGAGACACAUUCUUACAAUAAACAUGAAGUCCUGCUUAAA
This is a messenger RNA of Pangasianodon hypophthalmus (striped catfish), 810 nucleotides long. It is a transcript of the gene gatc, whose product is annotated as glutamyl-tRNA amidotransferase subunit C. Lineage: Eukaryota; Metazoa; Chordata; Actinopteri; Siluriformes; Pangasiidae. The coding region runs from base 120 to 767 and encodes 215 amino acids. The record is from RefSeq and is a predicted model, not a curated record. Gene Ontology annotation, molecular function: glutaminyl-tRNA synthase (glutamine-hydrolyzing) activity. Gene Ontology annotation, biological process: mitochondrial translation; regulation of translational fidelity; glutaminyl-tRNAGln biosynthesis via transamidation. The transcript has 5 exons. Gene Ontology annotation, cellular component: glutamyl-tRNA(Gln) amidotransferase complex; mitochondrion.